AUGCAAGGCUUCAACAUGGGCCGCUACGUCCCCCCCGAAUACGAAGGUCUCAAGUCCGCAAACCAAGUCUCCGGCAAACAUGCCCUCGGGUCCCGCGCGCGCCACAUCUCCCAAGGCAUCCUGACCGUGCGCUUCGAGAUGCCGUUCCACAUCUGGUGCUGCACAUGCCCCAAACCCACGAUCAUCGCGCAGGGCGUCCGCUUUAAUGCCGAGAAGAAGAAGGUCGGGAACUACCACAGCACGCCCAUAUGGGCGUUUCGCAUGAAGCAUGCCGCGUGUGGGGGCGUUAUUGAGGUCAGAACGGAUCCGAGGAAUGCGGAGUAUGUUGUUACGGAGGGGGCGAAGAGGAGGGAUUAUGGGGUUGAGAAGGGGGACGAGGGCCAGGAGGGAGGUGUUGGGGUGAUAUUGACGGAGGAGGAGAGGGAGAGGAGGAGGAGGGAUGCAUUUGCGGCACUGGAGGGGAAGGUGGCGGAGAGAGAGCAGGCGAAGGUGGACAGGGAUCGCAUAGAGGAGCUGAAGAGUCUGAAAGACAAAGAUUGGGAGGAUCCUUAUGUGGCGAGCCGAAGGUUGCGCAAUACAUUUCGUGCGGAGAGGAAGGUCCGCGCGCGCAAGGCGGAAGCGACGGAGAUGCUUCGGGAUAAGAUGAGUUUAGGUAUUGAGCUUCUCGAGGAAACUGAAGCGGAUAGGAGAAGGGCCGGGCUUGUCGAAUUCGGUGAUAUGGGCAGCGGGGCCAGCGAUGUUGCAAAAGCCGCCGCAAAACCCCUCUUCGCCAGUGGGCUGCCCCUUGUUGACAAGAACAGCUUGAACGGAAAGAAGCAGACCAGGGUCGAGAGGGAAGCCGAUCGCAGACGACAAUUGCUGCAGCAAGAGCUCAACAGCAACACGAGGGCGGCCAUAGACCCAUUCUUGUCUCACAGCAAUCUUUCAAGUCCCGCAAACUUCGGAAGUCCUGUGAUCGCUGGGCUGAAGAGAAAGCGACUAUCUGGCAUUGGCCAUGGUUCCGAGGACUCGGUUACAGGGGAAGCGAAGGCUACAACACCGCCUGAUAAGACCCCGGCUGUUACAACCAAGCAGUCGUGCCUUGUCAAUUAUGACUCUGACUGA
Molecule: messenger RNA, 1104 nt
Organism: Coniosporium apollinis CBS 100218
Lineage: Eukaryota; Fungi; Ascomycota; Dothideomycetes
Exons: 1
Coding region: 1-1104 (367 amino acids)
Biological process (GO): mRNA splicing, via spliceosome
Cellular component (GO): post-mRNA release spliceosomal complex; U2-type spliceosomal complex
Source: RefSeq, a predicted model, not a curated record